This is a messenger RNA of Leguminivora glycinivorella, 3006 nucleotides long. Its product is annotated as glucose dehydrogenase [FAD, quinone]-like. The record is from RefSeq and is a predicted model, not a curated record. Lineage: Eukaryota; Metazoa; Arthropoda; Insecta; Lepidoptera; Tortricidae. The coding region runs from base 150 to 2714 and encodes 854 amino acids. Gene Ontology annotation, molecular function: flavin adenine dinucleotide binding; oxidoreductase activity, acting on CH-OH group of donors. The transcript has 4 exons.
CAGGGAUGGCCCGGGUGCCACAAGCCUUCGGAAUUUGUCACAUUAUACUCGGGAUUUUACCGCCGUGACCAGAUAAACGGAGGAUGGUGGUUCGAAUCAAAGUCUGGACACUUAUAUCAGUGGUGAAACGGUGACUAUCGAAGUCCAUCAUGUCGAGCAGCGGGGCGCCGUCCCUGAAGCCCCUCGUGUCCAACACGAGGAUCAUGUUCAGCCUGCUGCCGGGGCUCGGGGCUAUGAUCAUCUUCCGCAUGGCCAUCCAUCUCUACAGACCCGACAUCGAGGACGCUGCACAUCGCGUGAGAGAUCAUCCGUUCGAACAUCUAUACGAGUGUUACGAUUUCAUCAUAGUCGGAGGCGGUUCAGCGGGAUGCGUUUUAGCCGAUCGACUUUCAGAGAACCCUGAGUGGAAUGUGCUUCUAUUAGAAGCUGGGCAAGAUGAGAACGUUCUGUCAGAGGUCCCAGUGAUGUUCCCUGUUCUACAAACUUCUUCUAUAGAUUGGCAAUUCGUGACGGAGCCUAGUGAGGAUUAUUGCCUAAGCAUGGUGGACAAGAGAUGUAAGUGGCCGCGAGGCAAGGUACUUGGAGGAUGCAGUGCGAUAAAUGCUAUGCUUUAUAUCAGAGGAAACAAACGAGAUUACGACAACUGGGAAGCGAUGGGCAAUCCAGGCUGGUCUUACAAAGAUGUUUUGAAAUAUUUCUUAAAAUCUGAGAAUAUGGCUAUUCCCGAAUACAAGGACGAUCCGUACCAUUCUACAGGGGGGCGGCUCACAGUUGAAUAUUUUAGGUAUGAACAGCCAAUAACAAGGAAGAUUUUAGAAGCGGGCCAGGAAAUGGGAUACAAUAUUUUAGAUGUGAAUGGAGAGUACCAGACGGGGUUUACACGGUCACACGCAACUGUGCGUGAAGGUCUCCGGUGCAGCACAGCAAAAGCAUUUUUAAGACCGGCGGCCAAACGGCCCAACCUACAUGUAAGUGUGCAUUCUUUAGUAGAAAAAAUACUUAUUGACGAACAUAAAAGAGCUUACGGAGUCAAAUUUGUAAAACAUGGAAUUCAAAAGAUUGUUAAAGCGCGGCGAGAAGUGAUUUUAUCAAGUGGUGCUAUACAAUCUCCUCAACUACUGAUGUUGUCAGGGAUCGGUGAUGCUGAGCAUUUAAAAGAGCUAGGAAUUCAUCCAAUUGUACAUUUACCUGGUGUAGGACAGAAUCUUCAAGACCAUGUUGCAAUGGGCGGCAAUUCAUUUCUUUUCGACAAUCCAUACACCAACGGAACUGAUUAUUGCUUCAAUUUGAACAGUGCAUUUAGUAUUGGGAGUUUAGUUGAUUUUUCAAUACAUAAGUCAGGUCAACUGUACAGUAUGAUGGAAGCUGAAGCGAUGGCAUUUGUGAACACCAAGUAUCAGGAUCCGAGUGAAGACUAUCCAGAUAUCCAAUUGUUUAUAGCUCCAACAGCAGAUAAUAUGGAUGGAGGGAUUUUUGGCAAAAGAGCGAACGGAUUGACAGACGAGACUUACGCCGAAUUGUACGAGGAUAUUUUAUUUGAUUCUUCGUUUUCCGUCGUGCCGUUGCUGCUACGACCGAAGAGUAAAGGGUUCUUGAAGCUGAAGGACGCAAACCCUUAUUCACCACCGCGUAUAUAUGCCAAUUACUACAGUCAUCCAGACGACGUCAAAGUUAUGACAGAAGGAGCUCGUAUAGUGGCAGCACUGGCCGAGCAGCCAGCUCUCCGCCGGCUGAACACCCGUCCGAACCCCAACAGGACCCCAGGGUGCGCCAAACACGAGUUUCUCUCUGACGGGCAUCUAGAGUGCGUGGCAAGACACCAUACGCUGACCAUCUACCAUCCAGUGGGCACUUGUGCUAUGGGACCUGCGGAUGACUUAGAUGCCGUUGUCGAUCCGAGGCUAAGGGUUUACGGAGUUAAAAACCUACGUGUUAUUGAUGCCAGCAUCAUGCCUAAGAUUGUCAGUGGUAACACCAAUGCACCAGUCAUUAUGAUAGCCGAAAAGGCUUCAGACAUGAUCAAAGAAGACUGGUACGAUCUCCAAGACGAACUUGCUGCCUGCACCAUAGAACAAUACAGACAACAAUCGAAACACUCUGAGAAUCAAGAACCUGCUAAAGUGAACAUUGAUAAACAAAAUUCUACUAAAGAUAAAGAUAUAAAAGAAGAAAUUACUCAACUAAAUAUAAUUCGCCCCGAUUUCUUCAAUGAAACAAGUCAUCUAUUCCCCAAUUUACCCAGCGACACACAUAAUACGCGUAAUACUAAAAACGAAAACAACAAUGUAGCUCGUGAAAAUGAACUAAAACGUAAAGAAACAGAUACGAAAACUAGUCCCACCAAAGUCAACUUAAACAAGAUCGACCCAGUGUUGCAGUUAGUAUAUCCACCUGAGUAUUUCGAGAACCAACCGACCAAGUAUAAUCUACCAACGUUUCCGCCUUAUCCAUACAAACCUGCUAAUCUGCUGAAACUCAAGAGACCAAACCACCGAUGGCUACCAACCAACCCGUUUAAAUGGUCGAAACCUACAUACUAUCGACCAACACCAUUGAAGAGGCCUUCGCUUUUUAUCAAUCCGUACGAUUACCCGAUAGUAAAGGAAAAGGAGGAACCAUUUUAUGAGACAGAAGAAAUAAUAACGCCCAAGGGUCAGAAGAGUUGUAGAAUAUGGUUAUAUUAUGAUGGUGUCAAAUAUGAAGUAACCUUGUAAUAUAAUAGUUUGAUAGUCAGGAAAUCACACAGCACUAUUACUAGAUGGAAAACUUAAUUGGAACAUACAAUCUUAUCCUUUUAUCUAGCACAUAUCAUAAAUAAAAUAUCUAAUUUAUAGUACAAACGCUCAUAAUGCCAGUGACUACUUAAAUAGGUAAAAUUAAUUUUGUUACUUUUCCCCAGUGUAAAACUUGUCUUAUCUUACUCAAACUAAUCCCAGUUUUAAUAAUUUAUUAUGUUUUUUAAUUAGAAUACGAUUUAAUAUGUUAGACAAUAAAUUAUUCAAAAUA